This is a messenger RNA of Suillus subalutaceus, 765 nucleotides long. RefSeq lists its product as uncharacterized. The record is from RefSeq and is a predicted model, not a curated record. Lineage: Eukaryota; Fungi; Basidiomycota; Agaricomycetes; Boletales; Suillaceae. The transcript is spliced from 4 exons. The coding region runs from base 1 to 765 and encodes 254 amino acids.
AUGGAUGUUUCUUCCACUUCCGAUGAUGAAAUAACCCUCUUGCGCACUUGGGCCCUGACUGUCACUCAUGUGGCAUGUGAUUAUACGGAACAGAAAUUCAAUGCAGAGAAGACAGGAGGAGACCCAGUUAUACCUUCUCCAAACCUAGACACUGAUCUGGUGAUGGCUUGUGAUCAAUUGGUUGAUCGGCUCAUAAAGGCAUAUAAAAAUCCCAUUCAGAUGCCGAUUGAUAUUGCAAGAUAUAGCAAAUUGAUCUCCCCAAAGGACACGGGGCGUAAUGAAGAGAGAGAGGAAAAGUUGCUCGAGAGGUGUCCUCCUGGCCAUGAGGGCACAAAGUUGAUCGACAUACCCGCGACAAUUCUUGAUGCAUCCGGUGCCAUCAUCGCAUGGUACCUCCCAGACGCCUUGACCAAUGCCACCCAGAAUGAAAUUUGGGCGGCCUCAGAUUUGCUAGCUCCCAUGCUCGAACAAAGCAUAAAGCUCGAUGGGAUUUGGCGGACUAAUCAACAGUGGUUCACACCAAGCUCAGAAAAUGAUGUCCUAACUCUCGGAUGCGUUAAUUUAUCUCCGGCAUGGUUUCAGCAGGGGCACGAGAAUCAGUCCGAUCCGGAGGUAUCUGCAUCAUUGAAGGGACCAUCCUCCGAGAACAUCCUCAAAGCCUUUGCGAGGCCAGCAGCCAUUGCCACAGCGGCACUCAGGGUGAUGCAUCCUGAGCAGUACUGGGCAGGGUUGCAAGCCUUUGCGAGCCUCGGAGAAAAGGCAUGA